AUGAGGUCCACCAGUGAUUCCAAACGGAACCUUAUCAUCGUGUCCAACCGACUACCACUCUCUAUCAAACGAGUCGAUGGAACCUUUCAAUCUUCCCUUUCCAGCGGGGGUCUCGUUACCUCUCUAUCAGGUCUCUGCAAAUCGACUCAAUUCCAGUGGUUUGGAUGGCCCGGUUUGGAGGUGAAAGAUAGCCAGGAUAGAGCCGACGUGGAAAAAAGCCUGAGUGAACACCAUGCAGUUCCCAUUUUUCUCGACAGUGAUCUCGCUCAUGAGCAUUAUAAUGGUUUCUCUAAUCGUAUCCUGUGGCCCAUUCUACACUACCAAUCCGGUGUGAUAUUCGACGAUGGACCCUGGCAAGCCUACCGACGUGUGAACGAGCUCUUUGCUGAUUCGAUUGCCGAUGUCGCCGAGACUGGUACUCUGAUCUGGGUGCAUGAUUACCAUCUGAUGCUCUUGCCGGAGCUACUCCGCAACCGACUCCACGAAAAGGACAAACACUGCGCCAUUGGAUUUUCUCUGCACACUCCUUUCCCUGUUGGUGACUUUUGGAGAAAUCUUCCCGUUCGAAAAUAUCUUAUCGAGGGGUUACUAUCAAGUGACCUCAUAGGGUUCCACACGGACGAGUACAAGCAGAACUUUAUCGAAACUUGUGCUAGCUUGCUUGGUGCACGAACCGAAAUUCCAAAUCAGAUUCAAUACCGAAAUCGACUGGUGUGCACUGACAAGUUUAUUGUAGGAAUUGAUCCGCAGAAAUUCACCGAUACCCUGCAGAAGCCCGAAGUGAAGGCUCGCAUCAAAUCGCUUGAAGAGAGAUACACAGGGGUGAAAGUCAUUGUUGGCGUGGACCGACUUGACCAUAUCAAAGGGCUUACACAGAAGCUGAAGGGAUUUGACGCCUUCCUGGAAGACAAUCCUGACUUGCGGAACAAAGUGGUUCUAAUACAGGUUGCGGUUCCAAGCCGAGAAGAUGUGAAGGAAUAUCAAGAGUUGGAAACUGAGCUCAGCACCAUCGCGGGCAAGAUUAACGGGAAAUAUGCAACCCCCGAAGGAACUCCGCUUCUAUACAUGCAUCGUUCGGUCCCAUUUACAGAACUUGUUGCUCUGUACUCCAUUGCGGAUGUUUGCCUUCUCGCUUCGACCCGUGAUGGAAUGAACCUCGUGUCAUUUGAAUAUGUAGCGUGCCAGGCAGAGAGACACGGGGUUCUCGUCCUGUCCGAGUUUGCGGGAGCGGCCACUUUCAUGCGUGAUGGAAGCAUUCCAUUCCAUCCAGCCAACACGACUGAAAUGUCAGAAUCGAUUGCUAAGGCUUUGAAUUUGGACCCUGCUGAGCGGAAGCGAAAGUAUGAAUAUCUGCGGGACUUUGUGAACAAAAAUACCAGUGCCAAAUGGGGAGAGACUUUUAUUGGGAGGCUUUCCCAACGAGGUAAACGACCUGAUAGGCCUUGUUGA
Messenger RNA from Penicillium manginii, 1449 nucleotides. RefSeq names its product trehalose-6-phosphate synthase. Lineage: Eukaryota; Fungi; Ascomycota; Eurotiomycetes; Eurotiales; Aspergillaceae. The record is from RefSeq and is a predicted model, not a curated record. Gene Ontology annotation, cellular component: alpha,alpha-trehalose-phosphate synthase complex (UDP-forming); cytosol. Bases 1 to 1449 code for a protein of 482 amino acids. The transcript is spliced from 5 exons. Gene Ontology annotation, biological process: cellular response to heat; trehalose biosynthetic process. Gene Ontology annotation, molecular function: catalytic activity.